CAAGCCAUGAUCGUGCCAAGUUCAUAGGCGGAGUGAGAGAGGUAGAGGAGAUAGCGAUGGCUUUUGGAAGGCGAGGAGAGGUUUUGCUAGCCUUUGCGGUGGCCUUGUGCCUGAGUGCUACAAAGUUAGAAGCUUAUGAGCUCCAUAUGGGCUACUAUGGCAAGACUUGCCCUCAAGCUGAGUUCAUUGUCCUGGAUGAGGUUAAGAAGGCCGUGGCGGGCGACGCUGGCUUGGCUGCCGAUCUUGUGAGGAUGCACUUUCAUGAUUGCUUCGUGAGGGGUUGUGAUGGUUCAAUUCUCAUUGAUUCAACGCCAAAUAAUAUGGCGGAGAAGGACGCUCCGCCAAACAAUCCGAGCCUGGAAGGGUUUGAGAUCAUCGACAAUGCCAAGAAACGAUUGGAGGCAGAGUGCAAGGGAAUGGUUUCAUGUGCUGAUAUCGUCGCAUUUGCCGCCAGAGAUGCUGUCGUGCUGACUGGAGGACUAUUCUACGAAGUCCCUGCAGGCCGAAGAGAUGGAAGGGUUUCGAUAGCAAAUGAGGCGUUGACAAAUCUCCCUCCUCCGUCAUUUGACCUCAAUCAACUCACUCAAAGCUUUGCUCAAAAAGGGUUGAGCCAGGAUGAGAUGAUAAUCCUCUCAGGCGCACAUACGAUUGGCCAGUCCCACUGCAGCUCCUUCAGCAGCAGACUCUACAAUUUCAACUCAGCCUUCAGCCAGGACCCGAGCUUGGACCCAGCGUAUGCAGCCCAACUGAAGCAAGAGUGCCCGAAUACGAGCAGUGGUGCAAACCAGGAGGUGCCAAUGGAUCCAAAGAGCCCAAGCACGUUUGACACCAGCUAUUAUAGCAAUCUCUUAGUGAACCGUGGCCUGUUCACUUCCGACCAGACCUUGAUGUCAACCCCGGCGACGGCAGCUAAGGUGUGGCAGAAUGCAGCCGACUGGUUGGGCUUCCAGAAGAAGUUCGGACAAGCAAUGAGGAAGAUGGGCAAGAUUGGAGUCCUCACUGGAAGCGAGGGAGAGAUAAGAUGCAACUGUAGGGUGGUGAACGGAUUCAAUUGACCGAAUAUAUCCACUAAUCCACGGUGCCUGAUGUUCUUCAGUAUCUUGGCUAUUUAAUAGUAGCUGCUAGUGUUUUGAAGUUAAGUGUGUUUUGGGCUGGCUUUCAGCAUUUAUUUUAAGUCUUUUGAGUGUCGCUAGAACUACUAAUGAUGAUGCGAUAAUAAUGUUGGAAGACAUGUUUUCUUUUUAAUCCAAAGUCUGUGACAUUGUUGUUUUUAUAUUGCA
Molecule: messenger RNA, 1280 nt
Organism: Phoenix dactylifera (date palm)
Lineage: Eukaryota; Viridiplantae; Streptophyta; Magnoliopsida; Arecales; Arecaceae
Product: peroxidase 5-like
Biological process (GO): response to oxidative stress; hydrogen peroxide catabolic process
Molecular function (GO): heme binding; peroxidase activity
Source: RefSeq, a predicted model, not a curated record